AUGGCAACUCAGUGGUUUACUGGUGGUUCUCUUCCUCCUCCUCCAGGGAUUGAACCUGAAUUCGAUAAUCCUCCCAGUCAGUUGGCGGGAAAUAUUGCCCUUCAUGUGGUUUUCUUAACGGUAGUCACGGUUGCGGUGGCCAUGAGGCUUUUCACCCGCUUACGAGUGCUUCGAAGCACCUUGGGGAUAGACGAUAUCUUUUGUAUAGCGUCAUUUUGUUUAACCGCCGCUUUCUCUGGAUUAAUGAUUACAUGUUACUCGAGAGGGAUUGGACGCCAUAUGUGGGAUGUGCCGAUUGUCUGGCUCUCAACAGCUCUCAAGUACUUCACUAUCGCGCAAUACAUCUAUCUCACCCUCACAGCCACCGUCAAACUCACUUUCCUCUUCUUCUACUACCGCAUCUUCCACCCUCAGCACAAAAUCAAAUACCUCAUCACCUUUGGCAUCGUCUUCGUCGCAAUAACCCACAUCACCAUCCUCUUCCUCACCAUCUUCUCCUGCGCCCCCGUCAGCCAUGCGUGGAAUGCAGCUUCGCCAGGCCGCUGCUGGAACCCGAAGAUCCUGCCCUAUCUCUCGGGCGCUCUAAGCUCAGUCACGGAUCUCUACGUUCUCAUCUUACCCAUUCGUUCCCUGUGGGAUUUGAACAUGACUACACGCCGGAAACUGCGCCUGGCAGCCGUAUUCGGCCUUGGAAGCUUCGCCUGCAUCGCAAGUCUCAUCCGCCUAGGAAUGACCCACGUCCUCACAGACAGCACGGACGCAACCUGGAACAUAUCCCUGAUAGCUCGAUGGGCAGUCAUCGAAGCCAACACCGGAAUCAUCUGCGCCUGUCUCCUUCUCCUCCCCGCGUUCCUGGACCGCUACUGGCCCAAGCACUUUGGAUCCUCGAUCAACCGGCUCUGGUCCAGCAGGCAGCGCGGGAAAUCCGGGGCGAUGACCUCGUCGGUGUCGAAGCCGCAUCGCCAUGAGAGCAGCCCAUCCCGGCAGAACCUGAAGCGGAUGAGUGAUGAGACGUCCGAGAUGCGCGAGGUGGAUGUCUUGGAUUCGAGGGAGGAGUGUCCGAUUCCGCAGGGGAGUGGCGGGCAUCGGUUUGUUUAG
This is a messenger RNA of Aspergillus ochraceoroseus IBT 24754, 1098 nucleotides long. RefSeq lists its product as uncharacterized. The record is from RefSeq and is a predicted model, not a curated record. NCBI's taxonomy places the organism in Eukaryota, Fungi, Ascomycota, Eurotiomycetes, Eurotiales, Aspergillaceae. Bases 1 to 1098 code for a protein of 365 amino acids. The transcript has 7 exons.